AUGAGCGAUCCCCAAACCAUUCUGGCGCGCCUGACUGCGCUGAGGCCCCCGUUCAAGCAGAUGCCCCUUACUCCGCUCGACUACACAGCGCCUCAGAACUACAUCAUGAAGUGUGCCAUUUUUCCGUUUUCAACCUACGACCACGACCAGAUAAAGCUGGCCGUAGUGCACCUCUGCACCCGACUCGGGACCCUAUUUAGGAACCUCCCGUUUCUUGCCGGCAAAGUUGUCCAUCCUGCAGAAGAGGGCGAGCGUCCCAGGCUCGACUACCCAGAGGACGAAACACUCCAUGGCGAGAAUCUUCCUGAGGGCACCUUUGCGUACGACAUCCCAGACGAGGACAGGUUUCCUUGGACGUUUCAAGAACUUUCAGCCGCCGGGGUACCUGCGUAUACUAUGCAGAAAGACCUUUUCUGGCUCCUACCCGAUGGAGUACUUUCCCCGGGAGGUUCUUAUCCAGUGUUCACGCUCAAAGCGACCUUCUUUCCUGGAGGGCUGGUUCUUGGGUUUGCCUUUCACCACGGCGUCGUUGAUGGGGGUGCCACCGCCAGGAUCUUGGAGCUGUUCGCCAGCGACAAAGUAAGCGAGGCACUGUACAGCGUUCGCAGUUACAAAGAACAAUUCGUCAAAUAUGCCGAGAUGCUAAGCAAAGUUCACGCCAACGUUGAUCCGGCUACUAUCCCGGGCUACGACUUCCCCAAACCAACGGCUCCAGCCACGAGCAGUCCCAAGGCCCCGUCUUCAUCCCCUAACAGCCCAAAGUCGGCCGGACGCGCAGAUUCGACCGGGAACUCCGAUUCCGACACGCACUCCUCACCUCCUGCGUUGUCCAUCGCAUUCUCGCACAGCGGCCGGUCUACGACCGGAUCGCCCGCCGUGGCCGCUACCGGCCAUGGAAGCCCCCAGAACCCGUCACCACCGCCCACAAUGGGUCUUGACACACCGGCACCGGAGCCUGUCAUCGGAUGGACGCAGCCCCCGUCGCCGGUGCCGGCUAUCGCCAAGAUAUUCGCCAUUGGGGCAGGAACACUCAGGACCCUUCACUUCAAAGUGAUUCGCGAGCUUCAGAGACUUUACGGCCUGGAGCCUACACUGGGUGUUUCGCGUACCGACGUCCUUUGCGCUCUGGUUUGGAUCUACGUCAUGCGCGCUCGUGCGCACAAUGGCAGGGUUGAAGCCACUGAUUUGACACGGUUUGCAACCGCUGUUGAUGUGCGCAGGAGACUGCCCGCUGACGAUAUCCUGGGCCCAUAUCCACAAUCGUACCUCGGGAACAUGUUUCUGAGAGCCUUGGCAGAUAUGUCAGUAGGCGCCAUGAUCGAUUGGGCGCCCGAUGAUUCGGCUGAGGAUCAGAAGCCCUCGGAAGGAAUUCAGCCCACCGUUGUUGAGCCCAGUAAAGAGAACCGCAAACUUCGCAAAGUCAGGCCAGCGCAGCUCGUAGACGCCGCGAUGGCAAUUCGUGCCGCCUUGAAGAAGCUAUGCGAGCGGGAUACUCUUGAGAAACACAUUGCCCUUGCCACGCAAGCGACAACCGACGACGACCCGGUAGCUGUGAAAGAUGACGAUCAGCAGCAGCCCCCACGCGACAAGAUCACCUGGCCUGAAGUCGACGCAGCCGUCCGUCGUGCCAUUGCCCGCCACCGUACCGGGUUGGAUGCUUCUGUGGGUGUGACGCUGGGCGCGGACGUGGAAUAUACCAUCCCCGGGGUCUGUGGUGGUAAGCCGACCAAACCAUCCUGGAUGAGACGGGCAUAUGUGGCGUUUGAUGGAGCCAUGACCAUCUUGCCGAGGCAAGGGGGGAUAAAGGGCGAUGCAGAUUGGGAGGUGUGGCUGGCUCUCCGACGCGAAGAUAUGGAACUUAUCCAGAAGGAGAAGGAGCUGGGCGGUUGGCUGUGCCGCGAGGCUCUGUAG
Messenger RNA from Dichotomopilus funicola, 1911 nucleotides. RefSeq lists its product as uncharacterized. Lineage: Eukaryota; Fungi; Ascomycota; Sordariomycetes; Sordariales; Chaetomiaceae. Gene Ontology annotation, molecular function: acyltransferase activity, transferring groups other than amino-acyl groups. The transcript has a single exon. The record is from RefSeq and is a predicted model, not a curated record. The coding region runs from base 1 to 1911 and encodes 636 amino acids.